Rasamsonia emersonii CBS 393.64 is the source of this 4614-nucleotide messenger RNA. Its product is annotated as 2-alkenal reductase. Gene Ontology annotation, molecular function: ATP binding; ABC-type transporter activity; ATP hydrolysis activity. Bases 1 to 4614 code for a protein of 1537 amino acids. Gene Ontology annotation, cellular component: membrane. Gene Ontology annotation, biological process: transmembrane transport. The transcript has 8 exons. The record is from RefSeq and is a predicted model, not a curated record. Lineage: Eukaryota; Fungi; Ascomycota; Eurotiomycetes; Eurotiales; Trichocomaceae.
AUGAUCGAUGGCAGCGCCCAGGCCGUCAUCAUCGACCCUGCGCUCGGCGUCGCGUCCCACACCGCUCAGGCUCAAUAUGCUCCAACGUCCCGGCAGCCCUUUUGCGGUGAUAGCGAAGGAUGGGGUCCUAUCAGCCCGGUCAGAUUCGACUUCACGCCCUGCUUCCUAGAUGUUUGGGUCGUGUUGGUCGCCGCAUGGGGUCUAUUCCUGGGUGCCGGCGCUAUCUGGUUUCUGUUGAAGAAGAGGGUCCCGCAGCCAGUGCCAAAGAAUUGGCAUUUCUACGCGAAACUGGUUGUUUUGUUCCUCCUGACCCUCUCGACCGCCCUUGAAGCGUGCUUUCAAUUGGAGACGGACCCGCGGAUUUGGCUGGCUGAUUUCAGGUUUUGGGCAUCCAUCUCGACACUGCUGUCUCUUUUUGUGAUAUUCACGGUCCAGUACUAUGAGCAUUGGCGCAGCAGACAGCCCAAUGGCGUCGUCCUCUUCUACUGGGUCUUUUACAUGGUCGUGCGCGGCGUCAAGCUGCGGUCGCUCAUUGCCCGGGAGACUUUCCGUCAUAACCUUCCCUACUUUAUCGUAUUCGACAUCAGCCUGGGUCUGGCCGUGCUGGAGUUCAUCUUGGAAUAUUUCGUGCCAAAGAAGCAGAGUGCCUACGACGCGUUGGGUGCCGAAGACGAAUGUCCCUACGAGUAUGCCGACAUUUUCUCCGUCCUUACGUUCAGCUGGAUGACGCCAAUGAUGAAGUACGGAUACAAGAAUUACCUGACGCAGGAUGACAUGUGGAACCUGCGCAACCGAGACACCACACGGGUCACUGGGGAGCUGUUGGAGGAAGCGUGGCGAAAGGAAUUGCGCAAGAAGAAGCCGUCCCUGUGGCUCGCGCUCUUCCGAGCGUUUGGAGGGCCCUAUUUCCGGGGUGCCGUCAUCAAAGUGGGGAGUGACAUCCUGAAUUUUGUUCAGCCCCAGUUGCUGCGCCUUCUGAUCAACUUCGUCGACUCUUAUCGUACUGAAAAUCCCCAACCGGUAGUUAGAGGUGUUGCCAUCGCGCUGGCCAUGUUCGUCGUCUCCGUUUCGCAGACAAUGUGCCUCCACCAGUACUUCCAGAGAGCCUUCGAGACCGGAAUGCGCGUCAAGUCAUCUCUGACCGCCAUGAUCUACUCCAAGGCGCUUCGGCUAUCGAACGAGGGUCGUUCCGCGAAGACGACGGGCGAUAUCGUCAAUCAUAUGGCUGUCGACCAGCAGCGUCUCUCAGAUCUGGCCCAGUUUGGUAUACAGCUCUGGUCCGCACCGUUCCAGAUUUUCCUGUGCAUGGCGUCGCUGUAUCAGCUCGUGGGCUUGAGCAUGCUGGCAGGCAUUGGUGUCAUGAUCUUGAUGAUCCCCUUGAACGGCUUGAUAGCCCGGAUGAUGAAGAAAUUGCAGGUGACGCAGAUGAAGAAUAAGGAUUCCCGGACGCGGCUCAUGACGGAGAUCUUGAAUAACAUGAAGAGCAUCAAACUCUAUGCUUGGAACACCGCGUUCAUGAACAAGCUCAACCAUAUUCGGAAUGACCUGGAGCUGAACACUCUUCGCAAGAUCGGAGCGACGCAGUCCGUUGCCAACUUCACGUGGUCAUCGACCCCUUUCCUGGUUUCCUGCUCCACCUUUGCCGUUUUUGUUCUCACCAACGACAAGCCGUUGACGACGGAGAUCGUGUUUCCCGCGUUGACGCUGUUCAAUCUGCUGACAUUCCCGCUGUCCAUCCUGCCGAUGGUGAUCACAUCUAUCAUCGAGGCGUCUGUCGCAGUGAAGCGUCUGACCGAUUACUUCGCCGCCGACGAACUGCAGUCGGAUGCCGUCCUCUUUCAGGAGCCGGUAACCCACACCGGCGACGAGUCCGUCCGGAUUCGAGAUGCGUCGUUCACGUGGAAUAAGUACCAGGAAAACAAUGUGCUGGAGAACAUCAACCUCAGCGCUCGCAAAGGAGAAUUGACUUGCAUCGUAGGUCGCGUUGGUUCCGGCAAGUCUUCUCUUCUGCAGGCUUUGCUUGGCGACCUUUGGAAGAAUCAUGGAGAAGUGGUCGUGCGGGGUCGCGUUGCCUACGUUGCGCAACAGCCGUGGGUGAUGAACGCGAGCGUCCGAGAGAAUAUCGUUUUUGGUCACCGAUGGGAUCCGCAGUUCUACGAGCUGACCAUUGAGGCCUGUGCUUUGGUGGACGACUUUAAGACCCUGCCGGAUGGCGAUCAGACAGAGGUCGGUGAGAGGGGAAUUUCCCUUUCCGGGGGCCAGAAGGCUCGAUUGACUCUUGCCCGAGCCGUAUAUGCCCGCGCAGAUGUGUAUCUCCUGGACGAUGUUCUGUCAGCGGUCGACUCUCACGUAGGGCGACAUCUCAUCAAACGCGUGCUGGGGCCGAACGGAAUCCUGAAUGGCAAAACCCGCAUUCUGGCCACAAAUUCGAUUGCCGUUCUACGCGAGGCGGACUUUAUCGGAUUGCUACGGGAUCGCACUCUGGUCGAAAAGGGAACGUACGAGCAAUUGCUCGCCAUGAAAGGCGAGGUGGCCACUCUCAUCCGUACUGCGUCGAGCGAGGACGAGGACGACUCCGAGACGAGUCUGGCCAGCAAAGGUGACAAGAGUCCCAGCUUGGAAUCGCCGACGGCGACCGACGAGGCUGAAGAAUCUGAAUUGUCAUCGGUGGAUGAGGCCGAAGAGCGACUUGGUUCUCUUGCGCCUAUCAAGCCUCACCCGGCUUCUGAAAGAAGAGCCAGCAUGGCUACGUUGCGACGCGCCAGCACGGCCAGCUGGCACGGUCCUCGUGGAACGUCGGACGAGGAAAAUGGCCUGAAAACCAAGCAGACCAAGGAGACGUCCGAGCAGGGCAAGGUCAAAUGGAGCGUCUACGCGGAAUACGCCAAGGAGAGCAACCUGUAUGCGGUGGCCAUCUAUCUUCUGGCUCUUCUCGCGGCCCAGACGACCCAAGUUGCCGGUGGUUUCUGGCUGAAGCGGUGGUCAGAGGUCAACGAAAUCGUAGGCGGAAACCCCGAGAUUGGCAAAUACAUCGGAAUCUACUUUGCUUUUGGGUUUGGAUCGUCGGCCUUGGUGGUCCUCCAGACUCUUAUUCUAUGGAUCUUCUGCUCUAUUGAGGCUUCACGGAAAUUCCACGAGCGGAUGGCCUUUGCUAUUUUCCGCUCUCCGAUGAGCUUCUUUGAGACGACACCUUCUGGUCGGAUCCUGAAUCGGUUUUCAAGUGAUAUCUACCGGGUCGACGAGGUUCUUGCGCGUACCUUCAAUAUGUUGUUCGUAAAUACGGCUCGCGCUGUGUUCACGAUUGCCGUGAUUACAAUCUCAACGCCGGCUUUCCUCAUUCUGGUCGUUCCCUUGGGAGCUAUCUACUUGUCCUAUCAGAAGUACUAUCUCCGGACCUCCCGUGAAUUGAAGAGGUUGGACAGUGUGAGCCGAAGCCCAAUCUAUGCGCACUUCCAAGAGUCCCUGGGCGGCGUUUCGACCAUUCGCGCGUACAGACAGGCCAAGAGGUUCGCCUUGGAAAACGAAUGGCGGAUGGACGCGAAUUCGCGUGCCUACUUCCCAUCGAUCAGCGCCAAUCGAUGGCUCGCCGUGCGACUCGAAUUUAUCGGGUCGGUCAUCAUCUUUGCGGCUGCAGUUUUUGCCAUCAUCUCGGUUGCUACUGGCAGUGGACUUUCCGCGGGAAUGGUGGGUCUUGCCAUGUCGUAUGCUCUGCAGAUCACGCAGUCUCUGAACUGGAUUGUGCGACAAACGGUGGAGGUCGAGACCAACAUCGUGUCUGUGGAGCGAGUGCUUGAAUACGCCAAUCUGCCCAGCGAAGCACCGGAUGUGAUUUUCAAGAACCGACCCAACAUUGGCUGGCCAGCGCAUGGGGGCGUUGUGUUCCAAAACUACAGCACGCGUUAUCGGCCGGGGCUGGAUCUGGUUCUCAAGGAUAUCAAUCUGGAUAUCAAGCCUCGCGAAAAGAUUGGCGUGGUGGGUCGUACUGGCGCGGGGAAGAGUUCCCUGACAUUGGCACUGUUCCGCAUCAUCGAACCGGCGGCGGGCAGCAUUAGCAUCGACGGGUUGAAUAUUUCUACGAUCGGUCUGUUAGACUUACGGGGCCGUCUUGCGAUUAUCCCUCAAGAUCCCGCUUUGUUUGAAGGAACGGUCCGAGACAAUCUGGACCCGCGACAUGUUCACGACGAUACGGAACUGUGGAGUGUACUCGCGCAUGCAAGACUCAAGGACCACGUCGCGAGCAUGGAUGGGCAACUGGAUGCCUUAAUUCAUGAAGGAGGGCAACGCCAGCUUAUUUCUCUGGCACGGGCUCUGUUGACGCCGAGCAAUAUUCUGGUGCUCGAUGAAGCGACGGCUGCGGUUGAUGUCGAGACGGAUGCACUGAUCCAGCGCACGCUGCGCAGCAGCGUCUUCAAGGACCGCACCAUCAUUACGAUCGCGCACCGGAUCAACACGAUCAUCGACUCGGACCGGAUUAUCGUUCUGGACCGAGGGACAGUGGCGGAAUUCGAUACCCCAGCAGCGCUGAUCCGGCGUGGCGGAAAGUUUUACGAGCUCGUCAAGGAGGCGGGCCUGCUUGACAGCGAAGCGGUGACAUCUCUGCUCAACGCGGCGUGA